GUUAUUUUCGCUAUGUGCGUGUAAUAAACAUGUACGGCGACGUGUCUUUUUCAAUGAAAUAAAACUGCAAAAUCCUUUAAAUACCAUUCUUUUUAUAUUGAUGAAUCGUCUUUAAAUUAACACCAAAAUCGAAUAUCACAAGAACUUACAUUUCAAGUUGUUGUGUUCGGUUCUAGUUUUUAUGCAGUGAAUAAGUUGUUAUUGAAAAAACCUCAAUAUUGAAACGUAGUCAAUAUACGAAAGAAAAAAGCCUGUUUUACAUUAUUGAUAGUGUUGAUGAAAGAAACUGGACAAAUAUUAAUAAAAUGAAUAAAAGAAAACGUUCCGUCGAUUAUCCUGAAAUGAAUGGAUAUGAAAAGACUGACUACGGAGCUCCAUUAUUAGGAAUCGAUAGUCACAAGCAUGAUAACGAAAGGCCUGACAUACGUGGUGAUCGUGCAAAUAUAGCAAUCUUAUUUUUCCUCUAUUUACUUCAAGGAAUUCCAUUAGGCUUAACAGCAGCAAUACCAAUGCUGCUACAAAAUCGCGGUGCAAAUUAUAAACAACAGGCCGAAUUUAGUUUUGCAACGUGGCCAUUUAGCAUGAAAUUAUUAUGGGCACCAAUAGUUGAUUCACUGUUUUGGCCACAAUUUGGUCGUCGUAAAUCAUGGUUGAUUCCAACACAGUAUCUCAUCGGCAUAUUCAUGUUAGUUUUAUCAUCACAUGUAAAGUAUUGGCUUGAAGGUGGUCAUCUUGAGGACAGUGUUCCAGCGUUGACAGCACUAUUUUUUGCUUUGAAUUUUUUGGCCGCAACACAAGAUAUUGCUGUUGACGGUUGGGCAUUAACAAUGCUGAAACGAUGCAAUGUUGGACAUGCAUCCACAUGCAAUUCCGUCGGUCAAACAGCCGGCUAUUUCUUUGGAUAUGUUGUCUUCAUUGCUCUAGAAUCAAAAGACUUCUGUAACACUUAUUUGAGAACAGUUCCCAAAGAUGAUGGUCUAAUUACAUUGCCAGGUUUCCUUUGGUUCUGGGGUCUUUGUUUUUUGUUCACAACAACAUUGGUCGCAAUCUUGAAAACCGAACGAAAUCAAUCGAUUGACAACAAAGAUGAUGACGAGGAAGAGUUCAACAUUGUCGACACAUAUAAAUUACUUUGGCGAAUUGUCAACAUGCGUCCAAUUAAAAUAUUAGCUGCGAUUUUAUUAACCGUGAAAUUUACAUUUGCCGCAUGUGAUUCAGUCACAUCAUUGAAAUUGGUUGAAGCUGGACUCCCUAAAGAUAAACUGGCAUUGCUUGCCAUACCCAUGGUGCCUUUGCAAAUUUUCCUACCGCUCGUCGUUAGUAGAUAUACAACGGGAUCUAAACCAAUGGAAGUAUACAUCAAGGCCAUUCCAUUUCGGAUUUUAUUUGGAAUAUUUGCAUCAGGAAUUGUAGCUUUAGCACCAUACACACUCAGUUCAAAUGGCGACGUUCCAAUUUAUCUUUAUGUUCUAUUACUUGUGAAUUAUUCAUUCUAUCAAAUAUGUUUAUAUUGCAUGUUUGUCGCUGUUAUGGCAUUCUUUGCAAAAAUCAGUGACCCAGGUGUUGGCGGAACUUACAUGACACUCUUAAAUACAAUUUGCAAUUUGGGUGGAAACUGGCCAACCAGUAUCGUUUUAUGGCUGGUUGAUGUACUAACGUGGAAAGAAUGCAUAAGUACUGAUCCCACCGAUAAUUUGGUACUCACUAACAAUACAUGUCAAUCAAAAAUACAGGAAGAGGAAUGCGUCAAAUUAGGUGGAAAAUGCAACAUACUAUAUGAUGGAUACUAUUUAGAGUGUUUGAUAUGUUUAGUGUAUGGAUUAUUCUGGUACAAAUGGGGAACGACACAGAUUCGUAGUCUACAGGCAAUGCCGAUAAAAGUAUGGCGUGUAAUAAAAGGAGAGAAAUCAAGAAGAUAGCAAUUACUUGUUUAAAAUCUAUGUACACAAAAUAUUUUUUGAUAUCUCUUUUUUCUCAAGAGUUUACACACAUCAGGUAGAAGCAGCGUCCAGCAAUACAUUUCCGUUUAUCAAUUAUUAUUUUUUUUAUAAUUUUUAAUUGAUUUAAUUGUGAUCAAAUUUUGUUGAACAAUAGCACCCUUAAUAAUUUGAAUGAAUUUUUUUUUAGAUGCAAAUGUGUCAGAGAUCAAAUUACAAUAGCUGUAUUAAUUAGUCACAUGCAUGUAAAUAUUCAAAUAAUGCGCAAAUGAUUAGCUAUGUUUUAACACAUAAGAAUAUUUAUUGAAAAUAAAAGUUUUAUGCUUAGUUAUUUCGAAA
This is a messenger RNA of Contarinia nasturtii (swede midge), 2276 nucleotides long. Its product is annotated as acetyl-coenzyme A transporter 1. NCBI's taxonomy places the organism in Eukaryota, Metazoa, Arthropoda, Insecta, Diptera, Cecidomyiidae. The coding region runs from base 306 to 1919 and encodes 537 amino acids. The record is from RefSeq and is a predicted model, not a curated record. The transcript has 3 exons. Gene Ontology annotation, cellular component: membrane. Gene Ontology annotation, molecular function: acetyl-CoA transmembrane transporter activity.